AUGCUCACUCGAAAAACAUUUCAUGCUUUCCGGAGCAUUUCGGGUCCACCGAAGAAGUCCGUCGAGCUCCCGAAAUACGACUUAGUCAUCGUCGGUGGUGGAAUCGUGGGAUGUGCAACUGCCCGUCAACUUCUCAUCGAAAAACCAAAUCUGAAAAUUGCUCUUGUCGAAAAAGAGAAAGAAUUAGCUGUCCAUCAAAGUGGACAUAAUUCCGGUGUGAUUCACGCAGGAAUCUACUACACUCCAGGGAGUCUGAAAGCAAAAUUGUGCGUUGAAGGACUAGACUUGUCAUAUGAGUUUUUUGACAAGGAGAAAAUACCAUAUAAGAAGACUGGAAAGUUGAUUGUGGCUGUAGAACAAGAAGAGGUUCCAAGAUUAGACGCUCUAUUCGCUCGUGCCCAAACCAACGGAUGUCGUGACAUCGAGAUGAUCGACUCCAAGCGAAUCACUGAUAUCGAGCCUCACUGUAAAGGUCUCAAAGCCUUAUGGAGCCCUCACACUGGAAUUGUCGAUUGGGGAUAUGUCACCAAGAAGUUUGGAGAAGAUUUUGAGAAGCGAGGAGGGAAGAUUUACACGAGUUAUCCAUUGGAAAAAAUUGAGGAUAAUUUGAAAGAUUCGAAUUACCCGAUUCGGGUGUCAAGUGAUCCAUCUUAUGCUGAUUUUGAAACCAAAAAUCUUAUCACAUGUGCCGGACUGCAAUCCGAUAGAGUUGCGGCUUUAUCAGGCUGCUCCACAGAUCCAAAAAUCGUCCCGUUCCGUGGAGAGUAUCUUUUGCUAAAACCAGAAAAAAGGCAUCUUGUUAAAACGAACAUAUACCCAGUGCCAGAUCCUCGAUUCCCAUUCCUUGGCGUGCAUUUUACACCGAGAAUGAACGGAGAUAUUUGGUUGGGACCAAAUGCAGUGUUAGCUUAUAAAAGAGAAGGAUACUCGUAUUUCAGUAUCUCCCCCUCUGAUUUAUUGGAGUCAUUGAGCUACAGUGGAAUGCAAAAAUUGGUCAAAAAACACUUCACAUUUGGCAUCAAAGAGCUGUAUCGUGGAAUAUGGAUUGCAGCUCAAGUGAAACAGUUACAGCGAUUUAUUCCAGAAUUGAAAUAUAGUGAUGUGACCAGAGGACCAUCUGGAGUGCGUGCCCAGGCAAUGGAUAGUGCUGGAAACUUGGUGGACGACUUCGUUUUUGACAGCGGAACUGGAAAGCUGUCCUCUCUCAUCAUGCACGUUAGAAACGCACCAUCUCCAGCAGCCACGUCAUCUCUGGCUAUUGCGAAAAUGAUCACUUCUGAAGCUAUAACCAGAUUCAAACUUUAG
This is a messenger RNA of Caenorhabditis briggsae, 1305 nucleotides long. Gene Ontology annotation, molecular function: (S)-2-hydroxy-acid oxidase activity; (S)-2-hydroxyglutarate dehydrogenase activity. Lineage: Eukaryota; Metazoa; Nematoda; Chromadorea; Rhabditida; Rhabditidae. The record is from RefSeq and is a predicted model, not a curated record. Bases 1 to 1305 code for a protein of 434 amino acids. The transcript is spliced from 5 exons.